UUGGCGGCACAUGUACUGCUCCACAAUCCGAGCAUGGCACGGCCAUCGACGGCGAAUGUCGUCUUUGGCAGCGACUACGAUGAGGAUACGUUGAAGCUAAUGGAGCUACCGAACGACGUCUGCGAUGCACUGACGAAUGGAGAUGACGUGUACAUCGUUGGAGACGCCGACCAGCGAGCUGUGCUGUGCACCCCGACCCAGAGCUACUACCUCGUCAAGGAAGACCAGUCGAACCUGCGCAUGCUCGUGGAUUCGUGUGAGUGGGAAAAUGCCGCUUCGAAUGUCGACAUCACGAUUCGAGGGUGCUCCGUCAGCCACUACGAAUUAGCGGAGAAACAGUUGAAUGUGAGUGAGCUCAAGGCGUUGCUCAUGCUGGCGCCGUGGACCAAGGCUUGGUGCGCCAAGUCGCUCGCAUCGUCCCCAGCGACAAAGAAACCUCGAUCGACUCCAUCCAACUUGUACACCCUCGGCGACCUCAUGGACAAGCUUCAGCACAGCGCCCAUGAAGUGGCGCAGAUCUUGCACCAACUUCGUGCAGUGUGCAUUGACGGGUAUUGGCGCCUUGUCGAUCCAUCGUACACGCACGACGUCAUGCAAGAAAUUUUGGACGUCAUAGUGCAGCAAGAUUGGGACCUUUCGACCACGUUCUCCGUCGAACUGUUCCUCGAGCAUCUCCCUGGCGUAACCCCUGUCAUUCUCGCUCACACGCUUGGCCUUUUCAGCUCCGAUCCUUCCAGCCACAGUCCGUUGGACCCGUUCAAAUUGAGUCCACCCAAAGUAGCAGCAUUCCAAGCGACGUCCCUCUUCCAAGAACGCAAAGAGUGGCCGAUGGCUGACUUCAUGGAGCAGUGGGGUUUCCGUGUGCCUGAAGGAGUCGCCAUCGACCCGUCGUUGCUGCUUGGCAUCGCCAUCCUCCGCACGGGAGCGCCACCCAGCGGCGUCGAUACCCUCGUGUACUUCCCCGAGUCGGCGCUCUCGAUCGACCCGAAGACGCGAUUCCAAGAAAUGUUUGCGUUCCAGCCCAAGUGGACUCUUGCCCAGCUCGAGCCGUAUCUGCAGCAACUCGUGACGGGAAAGCUGACCCAGGCGGCGCUCUUGCUCAAGUACACGCGGGCAUCGCGGGUCCUCUACUCACCACAUCGACUCUACAGCAAGCGAUAAGGGCCGACCCCGAUCAACGUCUCUGUCCGUGCACUUGUUGAAGUAGUCGGUCCCAUCGACACGACGCCAACAAUGCGCCACGCAAACGUGCCGCGCCGAUGGACAUGCGAGUGUGCAUCGAGAACACAUCCUGUUCAGUUCGACAUUGCUCCAUCGAGUCAAGCGAGUUGGAGAAACGGGGCUGGACGACUUGCUUGUACGACGCAGUCACAUGCGCGGAGGAGGCAGGCGCCAGAAGUUGAGAUCGUUGAACGCUUCUUCGUGGAACGUGGAGGGGUUUCGCCCGGCGGGCGCGACGUCACCCGGCGGCGCGGUGGAGCUCGAAUCGACGGUC
Messenger RNA from Aphanomyces invadans, 1495 nucleotides. RefSeq lists its product as hypothetical. Bases 34 to 1161 code for a protein of 375 amino acids. Gene Ontology annotation, cellular component: chromosome, centromeric region; chromatin; Ctf18 RFC-like complex. The transcript has 2 exons. The record is from RefSeq and is a predicted model, not a curated record. Lineage: Eukaryota; Oomycota; Saprolegniomycetes; Saprolegniales; Verrucalvaceae. Gene Ontology annotation, biological process: maintenance of mitotic sister chromatid cohesion; mitotic sister chromatid cohesion.